Anopheles merus is the source of this 1932-nucleotide messenger RNA. RefSeq names its product dnaJ homolog subfamily B member 14-like. The coding region runs from base 482 to 1636 and encodes 384 amino acids. NCBI's taxonomy places the organism in Eukaryota, Metazoa, Arthropoda, Insecta, Diptera, Culicidae. Gene Ontology annotation, molecular function: Hsp70 protein binding. The transcript is spliced from 2 exons. The record is from RefSeq and is a predicted model, not a curated record. Gene Ontology annotation, biological process: cellular response to misfolded protein. Gene Ontology annotation, cellular component: endoplasmic reticulum membrane.
CUGGCCACACUGAAAACAACCAUCUCUUGUUUACUUGUGACAAUUCCAUUAGAACAGAAAUUGUUAUUCGCUGUUGUAAAAGUAUUUUAAUAGCUCUAAUUGUGCGUGGUGCGUUCCAGGCAGGUUUCGCUUCACCCAGCGAAACAAAAACUGGAGUGUGUUUGCUCAUGUGAUCCAGUGGCAGAGGAACACAAUGACGACAUAGCCCGUUGUAACUGAUGUAAUUGAUAUCGAUUUUUGGCUGUCCGUGUUCAGUUUCACACGGGGGAUUGUUUGCAUGUGACGAAUGCCUAUGUGAAGCGAGUCACUGGAUUACGAACACGUGUAAAUCUCCUCUAGUCACGUUUGAAAGGCAAACACGGGACGUAUCGUGACGGACCCAUCGCUCACAUCGAACCAAUCACGGAGAGGCGAAACAUCGUCCCCGAAGUUGCUACACGUCUGCAAAACUUGAGCUUGAAGUAGAGGCAGGCCCGUAAUCAUGGAGGUGAACAAGGAUGAAGCGAAGCGGUGUAUCGAGCUGGCAACGGCCGCCCUCAAGAUCGGCAAUCUGGAAAAGGCGGAAAAGUUGCUGAAAAAAUCACAAAACCUCUAUCCCUUGGCUCAGGCGGAAGAGCUGCUGAAGCGUGUAAAAGCGGCAGGAACUGGUCGCUCGGCCGGCAGUGCAGCCGGAGGAACCGGAGGCGGGUCCACAAAUGGGCCAUCCGCCGCCCGCAGACGCCCGGUCCAUCGUGAGGAGGAGCAACCGGCCGAACCAAAGCUUAACGUUGACUACACUCAGGAGCAAGCGAACGCGGUCAAACGCGUGCAAAAGUGUAAGGACUUUUACGAGGUGUUGGGCGUCACGCAGGAGGCAACCGAUUCGGAGAUUAAAAAGUGCUACAAAAAGCACGCCCUGCAGCUGCACCCGGACAAGAACAAGGCGCCCGGUGCGAUGGAAGCAUUCAAAUCGCUCGGCAACGCGGUAGAGACGCUGACCGAUCCGCAAAAGCGAAAAGCGUACGAUCUGUACCGUACCACGGGCGGGGGGUCAGCCGGUACGCGAGCGCGCCCAUCGAACGGUGGCUACACGUACGGCCAGAAUGGGUUCAACUUCCAGUCGGACUUCGAUACGGGCAACAAUCCGAACGAUCUGUUCAACAUGUUCUUCGGCGGUGGGUUUCCGCAGCAGCAGCAGCACGCGCAGCACCACUACUAUCGGGCGCGGGCCGGCCGCGGCUCACAGUACGACGACCGGAACGUUAGCCAGCCGAGCCUGAUCUUUGGGCUGAUCCUGUGCUUCGUCGUCGUAUCGCUGCUGUCGACGUUCUUCGCGUCCGAUCCGGUGUACAGCUUGCAGCAGACGGGCAAAUUUUCGGUCGAACGGCGCACGCUGAAUCUGAAGAUACCGUACUACGUGAAGAACAACUUCCUGAGCGAGUAUCAGGGCACGCUGGCCCGGCUCGAACACUCGGUGGAGGAAGAGUACGUGACGUACAUGAAGCGAGCCUGCAGCAAUGAGCGCACCUAUCGGGACGCGAUGAUUGGGCGGGCGAAGAGCUUCGGCAGCCGGGCACAGUUCCAGCAGGCACAGCAGCUAAAGAUGCCGUCGUGCGAAGCACUGUACCGGUUGGGCAUUGGGGUGGUACAGUAUUGAGGCGGGCUGGAAGGAUAAUCAUGCUGCCAGGGUUGCGAAAGUACUAUCUAUCUCUAUAGAUGGCUUAGCCAGUUUUUAGGAUAUUAAUGUUUUUUUUUUUUUCUACAUGGUGCUUUGUUCCAAAGGUCGUCGAAUCGUCGGUUGUAUGAGUUCGUUUUCUCAGUGAGCUAAAGUCAUCAGUACCGCUGUAAGAAGCACACAGUAGUAGGACCACACUAUUUGUCUGCAGGGUUUGUUCGGAUUGGUUAUUAUUUUUUAUUGGUAUCGUCAUUUCAAUAAACAUAAAUUUACAGUAA